Pyrenophora tritici-repentis Pt-1C-BFP is the source of this 957-nucleotide messenger RNA. The record is from RefSeq and is a predicted model, not a curated record. NCBI's taxonomy places the organism in Eukaryota, Fungi, Ascomycota, Dothideomycetes, Pleosporales, Pleosporaceae.
AUGACGGACGAUGUGCAGAGGCAGCUGCUGCAGGCUUGGGCGAGCGAUGUUGGUCACGUUGUUGGGGUAGGUUCGCCCAAGGCUGAGUUCGCGCGCUUGGCAAAGGCGAAGGGGUGGGCUGGUGGUGAUGAGGAGUGGUGUCGGCACUGGAAGAUGUGUUUCUCAGAGGUGUAUCCAUAUGGAAACAGUUCAACAGCAACAAAAAAGACAAAGGCUUCUACUAAGACUAAGGCUACUACUACUAUUUCAUAUGCAGACGAUCUAGCAGAGGAUUUAGGCGCGCUCACGUUGUCGCGGGCAUCCUCGUACUCGGUCAUCUCAGCUUCCGACGACUCGUUGGCGGAUGUCCGGUCGCUAAACAGCGAACGCUCAGAACCCGCAAUCAUCCCCGGGAUAUCCCUCAACGCCAUCAACUCUAGAUCUCGCUGUAGUUCAAUCGACAGCAUAGUCUCGAUCAACACAGUCCUCUCAAACGCCACCGUGCAGUCCCUAGAAGAGUUCUCGGGCGCAGAAACCGGUGUCGGCUACGGCGAAGGCGUAUCCCUUUCCGCCGAAAACAACAACAGCAACAAUAGCGGCCGUGACGGCGUAGCUCAAACCCUCAACCUGUGUAUCCGCCAGAGGACACGUCGUACCUCGGAUGUUCCCGCUGCGGCAUCCGCCGCCUCACCUUCCCUACUAAACCCAGCCUGGAAUGCUUGGCCCAACUUCACCCCAGACGCCAGCGCAACCUUCAAGGCGGAAUUCAAACGCCUCGCCGCCACACAAGGUGGAGGCAGUUGUGCGAGGAUAUGGGGUUUAAAGAGGAUUUUCGCACUCAAACCCCUCAAAGUCAACCUCUACUCCGUCGUCAAUCACAAGCGUAACCCCAUCUACCCCAUCGUAACGUAUAAGACGCGCAAUGCGCUUCGCAGCUACGUUCAUUCAAGGACACCAAACACUUUACUUCACAGCUAA